Molecule: messenger RNA, 447 nt
Organism: Eurypyga helias (sunbittern)
Lineage: Eukaryota; Metazoa; Chordata; Aves; Eurypygiformes; Eurypygidae
Product: fructose-2,6-bisphosphatase TIGAR-like
Exons: 1
Biological process (GO): fructose 1,6-bisphosphate metabolic process; negative regulation of glycolytic process; negative regulation of programmed cell death
Cellular component (GO): cytosol
Molecular function (GO): fructose-2,6-bisphosphate 2-phosphatase activity
Source: RefSeq, a predicted model, not a curated record
GUGAGAGAACGUGCAAGGGAUUUUUUUGAAUUUCUGUGUCAGCUGGCCGUUGAAUUGGAACAGAAAGAGCAAGACGUGCGUGAUGCAGCAAGCGGAAGCUCGGGCACAUCUGAAGAACAGUUAGUUUUCCCUUGGACAAACCACUGCAGUGAAGACAAUAACGGUGGAGCUUCUCAAAGAUUAGAUGCCAAUAUAUUAGUUGUGAGUCAUGGAGCCUACAUGAGGAACUGGAUUGGUUAUUUUGUUUCAGAUCUCAACUGUACUUUGCCAGCGAAUUUAACAAAGUCUCAGCUGUCCUCUGUCAGUCCCAAUACAGGAGUUAGUCACUUCAUCAUAAAGCUGGGAAACGGAAAUCUGUUAAAACCUGAAGUCACAUGUGUUUGUCUUAAUCAAGAUUCUCACUUAGUGGACGUGGGAGCUGAAUGUGUAGUUCAAAAAGUGUUUUAA